GUGUCCGGAGUGGGUGCAGAGGAGUGGGUGUCCGGAGUCGGGGAUCGAGCAGCAGGAUGGGAAGGAAGCCGGGGUGGAGCGCGCAGGGGUGCCUGUAGUUUUUGAGGAUCUCGGUGCCAUUUGCGCACAGCCGACGUUUACGCAUCGGAGUGUCCAGACCCACGGGUGGCAGAUGGCGCGGUUCGUGGGAUAUUUGCUUGUUUACGCGCAGUUUGUGCUGCUGACGCGCUGCGUGGAGGUGGAUUUCUGCAUACCUGUCCGCGUGGAGGAGGACGAGCAGCGGGCGGAGGAUGUUGUUUUCAGGUUGAGCGCGUUCCAACAGGAGCUGUUCCUCCACCUGACGCCCGACUCCAGCUUCCUCCCCCCCGGGGUGGAAGCUGUCCCGGAGGCCCCUGGGGGCCCCGGUACCCCCGGGGGCCUCCGGGACUGCUUCUACUCCGGGGGGGUCAACGGAGACCCGGAGUCCUUCGCGGCGCUCAGCCUGUGCCGCGGUCUGAACGGAGGGUUCUCCUACGACGGCAUGGAGUACUUCAUCUCCGCGGGCGCGCCGCCGGGCUCCAACACGGGCUCGGGGACGCACCGCGUCCUGCGCCGCGGGAGCGCAGCGCCCUCCGCGGGGGGGAACGGCACCAGCAGGUGCGGAGUCGCACCCGACACCAACGUCUCCCUCUCCCUGGACAAAUACAAACACAUGCACAUGGAGCUGGAGCUGGAGCUGGGGGCCGAGCACGGCUGGACCGAGACCAUCCUCAGGUCCCUGGGCAGGUCCAAGAGGUUCGCCUCCAUCCCCAGGUUCGUGGAGGUGCUGGUGGUGGCGGACGAGUCCAUGGUGAAGUUCCACGGAGACGACCUGAAGCAUUACCUGCUGACGCUGAUGUCGGUGGCAGCGCGGCUCUACAAGCACCCCAGCAUCCUGAACUCCAUCAACAUCGUGGUGGUGGGCUUCAUGGUGAUGGGCGAGGCGGACAAGGGGCCCAAGGUCUCCAGCAACGCCGCCCUGACGCUGAGGAACUUCUGCUCCUGGCAGAAGAAGCUGAACAAGCCCAGCGACAAGCACCCGGAGUACUGGGACACCGCCAUCCUCUUCACCAAGCAGGACCUCUGUGGAGCCUCCACUUGCGACACGCUGGGGAUGGCCGAUGUCGGGACCAUGUGCGACCCAAAGAGGAGCUGUUCUGUCAUUGAGGACGAUGGCCUACCGUCAGCUUUCACAACGGCUCAUGAGCUGGGCCACGUCUUCAACAUGCCCCACGACAACGUAAAGGCGUGCGAGGAGGUGUUUGGGAAACUCAAGGACAACCACAUGAUGUCCCCCACGCUGAUCCAGAUCGACAGGAGCCGGCCCUGGUCCGUGUGCAGUGCAGCCAUCAUUACCGAGUUCCUGGACAGAGGUCACGGUGACUGUCUGUUGGACCAGCCUCAGAAGCAGCUGUCCCUCCAUGAUAACCUGCCCGGCUCUACCUACAGCCUCCACCGACAGUGCGAGCUCGCCUUCGGCACCGGAUCCAAGCCCUGCCCCUACAUGCAGCCCUGCUCCAAGCUGUGGUGCACCGGCAAGGCCAGCGGGCAGCUGGUCUGUCAAACCCGUCACUUCCCCUGGGCCGACGGCACAGGCUGUGGCAACGGCAAGGUCUGCUACCGAGGAGCCUGCGUUGACAAGAACACCACGGUGCAGAUCAAGGUUGAUGGACGGUGGGGGAAGUGGGGAGCAUUUGGAGACUGUUCCAGAACUUGUGGUGGGGGGGUUCAGCUGGCCAAGAGAGAGUGUAACAACCCAACCCCCGAGAAUGGAGGGAAAUACUGCUACGGCGUUCGCAUCAAAUACCGCUCCUGUAACCUCGACCCUUGUCCUGAGAGAGGUACAGGGAAGAGUUUCCGUGAGGAACAGUGCGAGGAGUUCAAUGGCUUAAACCUAAACACCAACAGGCUGGGCUCCAGCGUGGUUUGGGUUCCAAAAUAUUCAGGCAUCUCCCCCAAGGAUAAAUGUAAGCUCAUUUGCCGAGCCAAUGGGACCGGAUACUUCUACGUCCUUGCUCCAAAGGUUGUGGAUGGGACGCCUUGUUCUCCUGACACAUCGGCCAUUUGCGUCCAGGGAAAAUGUAUCAAGGCGGGCUGUGAUGGCAAGCUGGACUCCAACAAGAAGUUUGACAAGUGUGGUGUGUGUGGAGGGGACAACCAUGGCUGCAAGAAGGUCUCAGGAAUGUUCACAAAGCCCAUGCAUGGCUACAACUUCGUGGUCACGCUGCCUGUUGGCGCCUCCAACGUCGACAUCCGUCAGCGAGGCUACCGAGGCAUGGCUGGUGACGAAAACUACCUUGCUGUGAAGAAUCGCUACGGAAAGUACCUCCUGAACGGGAAUUACGUGGUGUCGGCCGUGGAGCGUGACCUGCUGGUGAAGGGCAGCCUUCUGCGCUACAGCGGAACAACCACGUCCGUGGAGAUUCUCCAGGCCACCAGACCCCUGCAGGAGCCUCUUACGGUUGAGGUUCUCUCCGUCGGGAAGAUGACCCCUCCCAGGGUCCGUUACUCCUUCCAUAUUUCGAAGGACAGCAAGGUAGAGAAGACUCUCUGGAAAGAGGAGAGGACCCACAAAACACCCAACAGCGUCCUGGCUGGGGGCGACAAGCCAGAGACUAAGAAGGGUGUGAUGGGUAAGAGUCCCGUAAGUCACUGGAUAGCGGGAGGAUGGGAUUCAUGUUCAGUGACCUGUGGGACUGGCCUCCAGAAGAGACUGGUGCAGUGCCAGAGUGUGGACGGGCUUCCUGCUGAUGACUGUGACAGUACUGAUCGGCCCGUGGGGGUGAGAGCAUGUGGAGAUCCCUGUCCCAGGUGGGACACCGGAACCUGGUCCCAGUGCUCCAAGUCCUGUGGGAGGGGUUUUAAAAGGCGGCCGGUGCGGUGCAUAACUGAGAAUGGUCUCAGUCUGCCCCGACAGCACUGCUCUGGAAAGAAGAAGCCUCAGGAACUGGACCUGUGCAACUUGAUGCCAUGUUAGAGCAGAAGAGACACCGGGAACUGGACUCUGGGAGGAAAGAACCAAGCUGAAAUCAGCUGGAGCGCUGGGAGCUGAUACUUCGAGGCCUUCUGCUGCACCGUCGUCUUCAUACACACUCGUUUACACUAGAGAAAAGAUUUGUCAAACCAUCUGAAACAGGUUGAUCUUGUGCUAAGUCUACCUCCAGCAGGACUGAAGACACAACAGCUGUGUAUGUACAAGAGUCUUUUCGAGACGCGGCGCAUGACGCAUCCUCACUGAGCUGAGUAUACGGGCGCUGCUCAAACGUCAGUGGCGAGAAAAUUAAGCAGUUUUCUUCAUUAUUUUACCAGAAAGAGUUAUGUGAUCGUCAUCUGAGUCACAGUAACAGAUGGACGCAAUGUACCACUUCUGUGUCUUGUACAUGAACCUGCCCAACAGACAUUCACCACGAUGAAGGAAAAAGUAAGUGAACCCUUGGAGCUACCAGCUGGUUGAAGCUCCUUCAGCAGCAGUGGCUUCAACAAGAUCUGCUAACUGUUCAGGAGUUCAGGACCUCCUCACCAAGGGAAGAGCCAAAAGAAGUUGCUUUGUCUUGGCUGGACGUCCACGACUAGGAGGAGUAGCUACAGGACCAAACGGUCUCCUUUCCUAGACAGAUUUUCUAACUGUGGACUGAUGGACGUCUGAACAUUCAGAUGAGUUUGUUUCUCUUUCCAGCCUUCUGCAGAUGAUCCACUCCUGAUUGUAUGUCCUCAGAGACCUCCUUUCAGCGAAGCAUGAACCACAUCAGCAGAUACUUCUGAUGGACGGCAAACGUCAACGUUGUUUGACAGUCAAUCAGAUCAAAGUGUCUCUAAACGACACAUCCAAACUGAACUCCAGCUGCAAUACGUCUCAAGGGUUCACAUACUUUUUUCUUCAGCUCUGUGAAUGUUUAACAGCUGUGUUCCACAGAGACACUGAACCUCUGCAGCACACGGGGUCGGUUUUACUGGCUUAGAUGAUGAUCGGAUCACAUUUUAUUGCAAAUGAAAGCAGAAAACCAGCUCAUCUCAACGGGUUCACAUAUCCUUUCUUGCCAUUGUAUAGGCGUUUGGCAGAUACCAGACGAGAAGUGCCGGAAGUCCGAAUGUAAGAGUUGCUACCAGGUUGAAAAGUGUCUGGAAUGAGCUGGGAAGACAUUAACAGUAUCCGUCACAUUUCACGCCUGACUGCUCCAGAAAUGUUCAUCUGGUGUUUUCCGGAGCUCUGAGUGAUGGCACUGCUGGAAUCAUGUUGUCUUAAUUUAACCCUCUUUUACUUCUUUUUCUCUCCCUUCCUUGACGACAUAGUGAUUCAGGCAAGCCUUGGGGUGGCGUUACGAUGGUUAACAUUUUAGCACAUGUAUCUCCAGAACAGUAUCUUCUUGAACAAAAGUUCUUCUGUCGCUGAUUCAUUUCAGGGAUCUGGAUAAAAACCAGCAUCUUUCCACCAUUUUCAAAAAACCGAACAUGAAAGUAAAAAAAAAAGAGUCUGAGGCAAAUUUUCAUAGAGUUUGGGAUGCAACUUUGUGAAAACAACUUUCGUUGAGUAACUUGUUUGAAAGGGACACGCCAGUCACAUUUGUUGGCGGAGCCAAAAGAUAUACUGCGAUGUUAAUAUCCCAAAUUAAUAAAACUUAGUGUUCACAAUUACUCCAACUUUCUUCAGGAAGCACACCAGAUUUAGCAACAUUUUGUCCAUGGAGGACAAAAGUGUCAAUCAUUUUGGAUGGUUCAAAAGUGAAGAAACUCAGUUGACCGUUCAGAAUCUCUUUUCUUCUCAUCAAACUUGGUAAAACCUCCCCGUUGGCUGCGUUGUUGAUGCUCUACAACCGUGUGUCGUAUUCCUGGGAAUCUUUCUGGAUCCCAGCGAAUACCUCUACCGCCUUUCUAUCUGAGUAGAGGGGUUUUUUGUGUGCGGUUGAUGGUCAUCUGGCAGAGAGAAACCAAACUGCUCUCCGGUCAGCUUCAACCCCAAUCCCGAAAGUAAAACUGUGCAUACGCGGUAGAAUCUGUACAAACUGAUAAAACCUAAACGUUCCCGAAUUCAUAACCAAAACAUUGAGCAACAUACUUGAAAGGUUAAGAGGUGUUUAGAGGUUAGUGUAUAUUAUGGCAUGAGUGUAGUUUGUAGUUUUUCUUGACUCUACGGAAGGAAAAUGACCAAAUCCACAACAUGAGUUCUUUGUUGGCAAAAACUUUCCUCAAAGCUAAAAGAAACAAAGCUUUUUCAGUUUUUCACUAAACAUUUCUGUUUUAUUCCCUCUGACAAACCCCCAUCAGAUAACUGUCUCUACUGACUAUGAGCGCCACAAAGCUCGAAAAAAACAAUCAUAUCACUUAGGUAAUUCAUGUGAGCAUUAGUGAUUAUUAAUCAAUCACACAAUAAGCACAGGAAAAAGUAGGGAAUUCAGUGUUUUUUAAAUCUGAGAAUAUGGCAGCUUCGCUUCUUAAAUGUUAGUAAAUUGGGUUCACUGUGCAUUUUAUUGACUUUUUUAGACAAAUAUGGCUGUUUUCAAUCUGUAGCUCCCAUUUCUUUUAAUUAGUUCAUGUAAUGAUUCUGUGUUAGCUCUGGAAGCUUCUGUUUCUCUUUUUACCAUCCUGAAAGAAAAAUUACAGCAGGUCUUUGUGACACAUUAAUGGUUAAUUAUGUUCUGUCAAUACAUGGUUUCCCCAAAAAAAAAAAAUUUUAAAACCUGACCACAUAGUUUAUUUUCUAAACUAGACCACAUAGUUUAUUUUCUUAACCUGACCAAAUGGCUGCUUUUAUGUGACCAAAGAAAAGUAAAAAAAAUAAAUAAAAAGGAUAAAACACCUGUUGAAAUUAUAGAAAAAUGACAUAAGACUAUUCUUCUUUUUGAGUAGGAAAUGAUGUUGAUACUGGUUAAAAUGAACCUCUUGAAAUGAACCUGAAGCCUAAAUGUCCGUUUCCCUCUGUUUACAAGCAAACGUGAAGACGGAGUUUUUGCAAAUCUCCACUUUGGCCAGAGUUUUCAGAAAUGAUCGUUUUGGUGACUUUGAGCUUAGUUUUCGAGUAAACGAACGGCCAAAACGCAUGAAAACACCACCGUUUUUGCUAUGUGGAAACGGGACCCGAGUCUAGCUGGUGGAGGUGGACCCGGGUCAGGAUUUGGGUUACCCUGCCCUUAUUGGUACACAUUUAUUCUCCAUUUGGGAUUAAUUUGAGUCGAUUUCAGUUAAAUAUGCUGCUUUGGUUAAAAUGCAGUCCGGCCAGGACACAACACUGUCUCCGGUCAGGACACAACAGUGUCAUGUACGUCAACAUUUCAAUAAUGUCAUCAUUUUUCAACAUAGUCUCAUUCAAUUUUCCAAAUAUUCAGUAUCAAAGCAGAAAAAGACCAAAACGAAAUCAAAAGAGAAAUCCACCUUAAAAGAUGGGUGGCCUCUGUCUUGGUGUCCGUUAUUGUUGUAGUUAAUUUGUAGGUGUUCAAUCUUCCUGGACCUGGAAUUAUGUUAGUUAUUAUGUUAGUUUCAUGGAGUAACAUCUGGAAUGUGUGAAACAUCAGGGAACACUGAUGAUUUUGAAUCCCAAGUAGUUGGAUUCGGUCCCACCAUCUGCUGUACAAGCCAAAUAUUAAUUUCAUGUUGUCUUUCUGUUCAGCGGGACCAGUUUAACCAUCUUCCAGCAGAGGAUUAGGGCCACCUUCAUGAGCAUGAACUCGUAAUAUUACGACAACACAGUACCAAUUUUACAAGAUAAAAGUUGCAGCAUGAUACAAAUGUAUGAUUUGCUCAUAAAAUUGACUUUCUUGUAGCUUCACAGCUUUAUUUUCAUGAAAUUACCACUUUUUGACACCAGAGUUUAACCUCAUUCUUGUAGUUACACGUUUAUUUUCAUAAAUUACAAAAAUGACAACUUUACAACCUUAUUCUUAUGAAUUUAUGACUUUAUUCUCUUUUUUCAUAAAAUUAUGACUUCAUUCUUCUAAAUUAAUAUUCUUCUGAUGUAAGAUUUUGAUUUAAUUUUCAUAAAUAAA
Cololabis saira (Pacific saury) is the source of this 6995-nucleotide messenger RNA. Its product is annotated as A disintegrin and metalloproteinase with thrombospondin motifs 15-like. The record is from RefSeq and is a predicted model, not a curated record. The transcript has 9 exons. Gene Ontology annotation, molecular function: zinc ion binding; metalloendopeptidase activity. Gene Ontology annotation, biological process: proteolysis; extracellular matrix organization. The coding region runs from base 173 to 2995 and encodes 940 amino acids. NCBI's taxonomy places the organism in Eukaryota, Metazoa, Chordata, Actinopteri, Beloniformes, Belonidae.